Messenger RNA from Salvia miltiorrhiza (redroot sage), 1353 nucleotides. Its product is annotated as probable cyclic nucleotide-gated ion channel 5. Lineage: Eukaryota; Viridiplantae; Streptophyta; Magnoliopsida; Lamiales; Lamiaceae. The record is from RefSeq and is a predicted model, not a curated record. The transcript has 5 exons. Bases 675 to 1121 code for a protein of 148 amino acids.
UAGCUAUUAGCUUAGUUCUAGUAUUAAAUUGUCUGUUGAAAUUUGGGGCAAAAAAGUGUUGGAUAAAUUUUGACUUCACCUCUGGAAUCUCUCUCUCUCUCUCAUGUUGCUGGAAGAAACGCGAAUUGAUGGCGUGAUAUAUGUGGAAUUUUGCUUAAAAUUUCAUUUAAUCAUACAAAAUGUUUGAUUGUGGUCCAAAGACUCAAUACAUCACUGGGCAGCGGGACAAGUUUGUAAGAUUGGAUGACUUGGAUUCCAGACUCUCAUCCCCAUCUACUUCAGUUGCUACAAACAAAUGUGGCUUGAGUAUCGAGGGUUUGGGCCGUGGUAAUCAUAGAAAUCCUGCUCCAUCAAAAUCCUUUAAGAGAGGAAUGAAGAAAGGAUCUCAAGGUCUAAAAUCUAUUGGUCGGUCCCUUGGUUUUGGUGUCUCGCGAGCAGUUUUCCCAGAGGACCUCAAGGUGUCAGAGAAGAGGAUUUUUGACCCCCAAGACAAACUCCUUACCCUUUGGAACAAGCUUUUUGUGAUGUCAUGUAUUCUGGGAGUGUCUGUUGAUCCUCUGUUUUUCUUUCUUCCAGUUUUUAAUAAAUCAUCAAAUUGACUGGAUAUAGAUAGAAAAUUGGCCAUCACGGCUACAACACUGCGCACAAUUGUUGAUGCUUUCUAUCUUAUUCACAUGGUUCUCCAAUUCCGGACUGCUUAUAUAGCCCCAUCAUCCCGUGUGUUUGGGCGAAGUGAACUUGUAAUUGAUCCUGGACAGAUUGCUAAGCGGUACUUGAAGUGCUAUUUCAUCAUUGAUUUCCUUGCAGUGCUUCCCCUCCCACAGAUUGUUGUCUGGAGAUUUCUGCAGAGGUCAAAUGGAUCAGAUGUACUGGCUACAAAGCAAGCAUUAUUUUUCAUCAUUUUGCUCCAAUAUAUUCCUAGAUUCACCCGAAUUAUGCCGCUUACUUCAGAAUUAAAAAGAACUUCUGGUGUCUUUGCUGAAACUGCAUGGGCUGGUGCAGUGUCCUACUUGCUGCUGUACAUGCUUGCCAGUCAUCUUGCAACGAGGGGGUAUGAUGACUGUUGGAUGGUCCUGCAAAGUAUUAUUCGCAUGUGCACUAGGACAAUGUCUGAUAAAUAGAGUCGUGAAUGAGCUCAGCACAAGAGAUCACCAAUUUUUUUGGAUUCUUUUUGUGUUUUACUAGACUAUCAUGGGGAGAUAAGAGUUGCUGGUUGAUUUGUUAUAGUGGGUAGAAAUCUGAAUUAUUUUAAAUUGUGGCAUCUAUUCCUUGAGAUGUGGUAAUUGUUACUAUUAUAUACAUCAUGCCCCAGGUGCAAAAUUGUUUUGUUUAUUAAGGAGGGAAUCCUUGCUA